AGCGUGCGUUUGAAUCCGGAGAGCGUCGCGUGCCAAGCUCGAGCCUGAAACACAAGGAUGUAACCGCCACCCUGAGCCGCGUCUAUAAAAGCCCUCAGACACAUCUGUGUGCAGCACUUUCUCUGUUUACUCUCUGUCUCACAUGUAGUCUUGCUCUUCUCAAACACGACCUGGAUUUACCUGAGACUUUUUUAUAGUGAUAAUAGCGACUGGCCAAACAUCAUGAUUCCACCUGGAGACUGUCUGUAUGCUGGGAGGAAGAGGAGAAAGCCCAUUCAAAAGCAAAAAGCAUCAGGAGUGAACCAGAAGUCAAACCCGUCUAAGAGACAUCGGGACCGACUCAAUGCCGAGUUGGAUCGACUGGCCAGCCUCCUGCCCUUCACUCCAGAGGUCAUCUCCAAACUGGACAAGCUGUCAGUGCUGCGUCUCAGUGUGAGCUAUCUGCGUGUGAAGAGCUUCUUCCAAACUAUUCAGGAGAAAUCGAGCAAAAAGCUAAGUCCUGCAUCCUGCAGCCCUGAGACCAAGAAACAAAGUCUAGGCAACAGCAUUCUGGAAAGUGAUCUUCUUCUUGAGUCCUUGACAGGGUUUGCGCUGAUCGUUAGCUCAGACGGUAUCAUCUUCUACGCUUCCUCUACAAUCGUAGACUACCUGGGAUUCCAUCAGACCGACGUGAUGCACCAGAACGUCUUCGAUUAUAUCCACGUGGAUGAGCGGCAGGAGUUCAGAAGACAGCUGCAUUGGGCCAUGAAUCCUCAGCAGGAACAUCACUCUCCCUCAGGAACCGAUGAAGAUUACAUGGUGAGAAGUCUGUUUAAUGCACAAGAGCUCGACGGCGUCCCUACCGAUCUGUCUCCGUUCCUGACUCGCUGCUUCAUCGCCCGAGUACGCUGUCUGCUUGACAACAAGUCCGGCUUCCUGAGGAUGCAGUUCCAGGGCAGUCUGAAGUUUCUUCAAGGCCAGAAGAGGAAGAGUAAAUCUGGAGUUUUGAUGCCGCCUCAGCUGGCUCUGUUCUGCGUGGCCGUGCCACUCGUCCUGCCCUCCAUCACCGAGCUCAAGAUAAAAUGCAUGAUGAGCAAACAGAAAGGCUCCAACAUCAGUGAAAAAAAGCACCAAAUUUCUCGCACAUCUUGUGACGAAGGUGACAUGGCACUUAACUGGAACAGCAACUCCUGGGCGUCUCUCACCAAAGAAGGCAUCCAGUAUAAAGCCGACGGUUUCUACGCCCAGGACGAGCCCCUGAACUACUGCGUGUCCUCUAUGGCGGUCCAUAAAGUGCAGCCUACGCAAAGUUCCUGGGACUCUCGGUGUCACUCCGCCUCACACAGCGGCUACUUCGGCAGCAAACCGGGGAAGCACGUCCAGUCCGGAAAAUUCCGCUUCUCCCCAGGAUGCGCUGCUGCGAUGUCCCAGUGUAAGCAGUAUGGACUCGGAGAUAAGGACGCGUACUGCGGGUACAGGAAGUCAGAGAGCAGAUACAUGGGCAAUAAUGAUUGUUAUGGCAACACACUGCUGCCCGAGACCGCCAUAAAGACAGAGCAUGACUCUGACUCGGAGAACGGAUGCGGUAUAUACGGUGCGCCUUAUAACGGUGCCUGGCGCUACAGCGCACCCUUCCCUGACGCACCCCAGGUGAAAACAGAGGUAGACUACGACGAGCACUAUAGCAAGCCUUGCACCACCAAUAUCUCCAGCAUCAACGGACACCACAAAUAUCUCUACGCAGGAGCAGGUAGGCCACUGAAAUGUGUCCUUAAUAAAGACCAUUCAGACCCUCAGAGCCUUCAGGGUACAAACUGCCACACGUACAUGAACAGCUCUGAGUCCAAGGGCUUUAUGCAGCCCGACUACAAGCUGAGCUACGAGGUGAGGAACCACAGUCUUCUUCACCCCAUCAAAAGAGAACCCAUGGACUCUCUGCCCUGGACUGACGGCAGCCACGAUGUCAUACAAGAACAUGUGGAUAGAAAUGAGGCAAAUUGUGCACUGACCUCAGUGGUGCAUAAAACCAGUGCAUAUCUGUAUAUGCAAUAAUCUUAAGCGCCAAAUGCUACAUUCUGAAGCUCAGGUAUAUGUCUUAUUGUACACAGGUGUUCUAACGCUUGUUUUUAAGGGCUAGUCCUCUCUUAAGGCACUUUAGUAAAAAUGACAGAGUAUUUUGUAGCUCAUAUUUGUAGCCGAAUCUUUGUAGUUACCGGAUAUGGAUUUGUACAUCAUGUACAGUUUGGAACUAUAUUGUACAUUUCGUUUAUAUCGUAUCUAACAGUAGCCUGGUUUUAAAACGUACAGACCACAAAGAGAAGGAAAAAACUCCUGUUACAGGAUACUAUUUAUACCACUUCCCAUCCUUUGUUCCGAUUGGUCAGAAGAUAUUGAACAAUUUUCUAUAACCGCAGCUUCUGCGAGUCUCUUCUUUCGUUUCUAUAGCAACAACUCAAUCAGGGAGACCUAUGUGGCAGACAUUUCACAUAAUCUAAUACUAAUAAUAAAUAGAAUUUAAAAACCGUAUCUGCAUAUUUAACAAUAAAAAAAGGAUUUAAAGUUUUUCUUUAAGGAACGGUAUGAGUCUCCAGUGUCAGUACUUUGUCACAGUGAAGUCUUCAUGACUCAAAGUAGUUUGUGCUUUCUGGUAUCUCUGUAAAAUGGGAGGUUUUAUAUUUCGUUCCUUUGUUUGCAUUUUCUUUAAUAACUAACGAAAAAGACAAACCAGCAUAUGUUUAUAGCUGCUAUUAUGUAAGUGAUAACGCAAACUCAGUUGUUUCAUGGACAUUUUCUAAACAGGAAAUAGGUCAAAAGUGUGAAGUAAAAAAUUUUUUUGCCGUACUGUUAUACCAACACGAUUUGAUGACAAUGAGAUUUGCUGAAAUAGCAAGAUGAUUUGAGAAAUUUCACUUGCUGUCAACCAAAACUAAAGGAUACAUUAAUAGACUUGUGUAUUGUUUUGGUUUUCAGUGCAAAUCCACGGUGAAAUGUAUGGAUGUAAAACAGUAUUCUGCAUCGACAACAAUUGUGGCUCGUUCUGUCAUUUUAACUUAGAAGCCAUAGUCUGUUUGUGUAGGAUUUUACAUCCAAAAUUCAAUUCUGUGUUUUUUUCUAUUGGCUUUGGCUUUAAUUUAAUUUGAAGGUCCCCACCUGGGAUGUGCCACAAUCAGCUCAAAAGUGUCAUCUGUUUCUGUAUCAUCUGAUUUAAGAACACCAUUUUGUUCGAGGACGACGAUGCUCCUGGCAUCAGAUUUGCAUGUGCGUGCUAACCGGCUUGUGACAAUGUGCACUUGUUUUUGUGUGUGUGUGUAUGUGAGAGUGUGUGUGUGUGUGUGUGUGUGUGUGUGUGUGUGUGUGUGUGUGUGUGUGUGUGUGUGUGUGUGUGUGUGUGUAUGUGAAACCUUAUUCUUUGAUGAAGAAAAUUCAUUGCCUUAUGUCUGAAUAAAUGUUUUAACUGAA
Messenger RNA from Tachysurus fulvidraco (yellow catfish), 3438 nucleotides. It is a transcript of the gene ahrrb, whose product is annotated as aryl-hydrocarbon receptor repressor b. Lineage: Eukaryota; Metazoa; Chordata; Actinopteri; Siluriformes; Bagridae. Gene Ontology annotation, cellular component: aryl hydrocarbon receptor complex; nucleus. Bases 223 to 2031 code for a protein of 602 amino acids. Gene Ontology annotation, molecular function: nuclear receptor activity; protein dimerization activity; transcription cis-regulatory region binding. The record is from RefSeq and is a predicted model, not a curated record. The transcript has 9 exons. Gene Ontology annotation, biological process: regulation of transcription by RNA polymerase II.